Molecule: messenger RNA, 627 nt
Organism: Pichia kudriavzevii
Lineage: Eukaryota; Fungi; Ascomycota; Pichiomycetes; Pichiales; Pichiaceae
Exons: 1
Coding region: 1-627 (208 amino acids)
Source: RefSeq, a predicted model, not a curated record
AUGCUCUGGGACGCUAUCAAGAUGGCUUUCUCGCCACUGCUUUUACCACAUACCAUUCUAAUUGGCACAGUAAGCUACCCGUUUCGUCUUCUUCCAACUCCUUCUUCUAUGGUUCUCUUGUUCGAGUCGGUGGUAGUUGUCUACCAAUACACAGCCAUGGCAGCUAUGUGGGGGGCAUUUGUUGGAUGCAUCAAUCUCGUUAUCUUCUACAUAGUUGGACGUACACUGACGCCAAAAGGCGAGACUGUGUCUAUUUCGCCAGUGUUUUGUGAACAAGAUGGUGUCCAAGCAGAUACGUACAAGAGAGACGUGCUGCCCAGGGGGGAGGAGACCAGUAAAGAGUCGAUGAGUUUUGAACUACAACAGUUAUCACGACAAACAUCACCCCAACCAUCACCCCAACCAUCACGACAAACAUCACGACAACCAUCACGACAACCAUCACGACAACCAUCACCCCAACCAUCACCCCAACCAUCACGACAAACAUCACGACAACCAUCACGACAAACAUCACGACAACCAUCACGACAAACAUCACGACAACCAUCUCCUCCCUCCUCCUCUUUGCUUUCGGCAAACACUCUCUCCUCCUUCACUGAACUCUCUACAAGGCAAAAACAAUGA